UGAUGUGUUUCUUCUGUUUUCUAUCACUACACUAUUUGCGAUCUAACGAUAAACUACCAUUCAACACAAAUAGUUCAAACAUUUCAAACGUCUGUUGCAAAAUAGAGCGUCCAAAGUUUCAACUUGGUUGACCAAAAUAGAGCUGAGGAAAAUCUAUCUGUCAUUGGUUUUGAAAAUUCAUGUUAUCAAAUGUGAUCGUUUGACAUGGCGGGUUUAGCGUCUGCUCUUGCCACUUACUGCGUUAACACAUCCUAUAAAGCAAUCUCAGAUGUCCGUGUUUCCAUUGAGAACCCUGAUUGUGGGUGUGAGCGUAAAUGUAUCCGUAAACUGGGCAAAGCGGAGUUGGGUAUGUACUACUAUUCCGAGUUCUCAGACGGAACCAUAGGCUGUGUGGUCAGACUCAGCUCACAGCAGGACUUGAAGAACAGUGCCUGGCGCACCAAGUUCGCUGAUGUCAUCCAGUCGUACCCUAUUCUGAAUAUGGGCAUUGGACCCUGUGAAACUUCUUCUGCUGCAGUUACUGAGAACAUGAAAGAUGAGACGUUGUAUUUCAAGCAACUGAGUACACCAGAAGUGUUGAAGCAGCUGAUCAGAUUCCACAGGGACAAACACUCUUUCCCCUCCAUUACAGAACUACUGCACCACUCGUUCAGCCGACAGACCAGACAGCCGAACACAGUUGCUGCCAAUAGCAACUCCAGUUCGUCCUGUCGCAGUAGUGUGUUGUGGAGAGUGCAUGUAUUACAUGAGUAUGACUCUGAUAGAAAUAUGCACUACUACACUCUGGGUAUCUGCUUCAGCCAUUGCAUAGUGGAUGGGACUUCGACUGCCAUUCUGCUGCAACAUCUUCUGGCCUCCCUUAAUGGAAACAUAUCUAGCAUCUCAUCCUCAUCAUCCAUACCACCACCUAUCGAGAAGCAAGUGGCCUUCACGUACUUGCCAUGGCCAGUUGAGCAGAUAUCAGAUGUGGCUAUAAAAGCCAUAAUCAGGACACGCCUCAAACCAUGGACAUACAUCGGGUCCAUGAGGAAAUACCUCAAAGCAUUCCCGCCUCCCAUCAUUCCCGAAGAAGGUGCUGAGGAUGAUACUCAUGAGGAGAAUGGUGCGGUGAGCAGUGGGGGCGUCUCUUCUUUUCAGACUUCCUCCCACCCAAGUUCCCAGUCCUCGGUGUGUGCUCUACCUGAGUUGGAGAAACGAGAAACAGUAGUCAAGGUACUGAAGUUGUCGCAGAAGGAGACUGCGUACUUCCUGCGAAGGUGCAAACAGCAGAGUUGUUCAGUCACUGCCGCACUUUUAACUGCAGCCAGUCUGGCCAUGUCCAGCCUCGUCCAGGGCGGCAACUUAGUCCAGAAUGUUGAAAUCCUCACCGAUGUCACAGUGGAUUUAAGGAAAUACAUGGUGAGGGAAGCCAGUAGAAAGGGGACGGGGGACAAGGAGGCGGAGGAGUUUGCGAGACAAGUGUUCUGUGCCACACCCCUCGCAACAAUCACUGUCAAGAGCAGUCUUGGCAAGAUCAAUAACAAGGCUCUUUUCAAAAAUUUCUGGUUCAAAGCUCGUCUCGCAUCUCUCAGUAUUGAAUCACGAAUGAAGUCUGGCGAAGUUUUGCGCAGUUGGAACCUCAGACAAAAACUGUUCUGCGACCGAGAUUCCGCUUCCACUCUAAUGCGAAUGGCCUUGAACGACGCCGAGGGCUUUGGGCGGUACCACCAUUUACUUCUUACCAACCUCGGUAACGUCGACAUAAGUACAUGUUCGAAUCCCAGCUCUGGCGGAGUUUGCUUAGAAGAUAUUCAGUUCGGAGUUUCCGGAACAGUGUUGGGAAACAUUUUUAUGAAUUAUGUGGCUACAAUUAAUGGCCAGUUGAUUUGGAAUAUGUGCUAUUUUGAUCACAUAACUCACCAUACGGACGCUGAGACUUUCAUUAGCUUAGUCAGAGACACAAUUGUACGGUUUGCCAUUGCUCCUUUAAAGUAACUGUAAUUCUUAUGAAUUCUUACCAAUAGCUUAUGAAAUGUAAAAAA
Molecule: messenger RNA, 2021 nt
Organism: Symsagittifera roscoffensis
Lineage: Eukaryota; Metazoa; Xenacoelomorpha; Acoela; Convolutidae
Exons: 10
Coding region: 205-1974 (589 amino acids)
Source: RefSeq, a predicted model, not a curated record